AUGCGCGGCGUGAUGGGGUCAAUCCUUGGAAAAAACAUUCGGCGACAACGUCGCCCCAGAUUCGGGAUGGAAUGGGCGCUUGAAUGGGUCGUUUCGCUCUGCUUUCCGUCUUCUGGACCUAAGGGCAUGUAGGUCAGAACGGUGGAGAUGGGCAGAUUCCGUUCGGCUUUGUAGCGAUCUGUUACCGACUUUCGUGGUAAUUUUAAGAUACUGCGUCCCAUUUUGAUAACGUGUGGAAGGGUUUGCAUGAUUUUGACGGAUUCUUGCGGUUACGUGUAGGAUUCGAUAAUUUUGGAGGAUUUUUGGGGUUACGGUACGUUAGUUUAUUUUUUUUUUCUUUACUUAAUUGAUGUAAGGAUGAUUUGUAGAGUCAUAAAACAAAAAAUUUUUUGCUUUUUUUAUGAAAAGUUUUUUAAAAAGUGCCUUCUAUGUUAUCACUUGAUCUUUUAUGUAACGCUUUAUGUAAUUUAGAACCAAUUUGAAGAAACAGUUUUUUGUCAUCAAAACUGUAACUUUGUUGAUUUUAAUAUCAUCUGAACCCUUAUUCUAAUCAUCUAAAUCUGCUGAUCUCAAACUUCUCCAAUAGUCCAUAUUAAUCAUCACAGUCUUUACAACUUUUCUCGGAUCGAAGCGAUUUCGUAAUAAUUUCUAUAAAAACCGACUGGACAUUAGCCUCGAGCCGGUCGUGACCUCACCUUUCGAGUAUCCCUGAGGCCACGUCGUUUUUUCGUCACGCUUGUCGCGUCGCGUGGUGGCGGUCCGCGCCUUCCCCUCCACUAUUCUGAGGUCGCGUCACUUUCUGUGUCAGAGUUCGUCAGACUUUUUUUGGCGGGCGACUCGGUGAGAGGCAGUGAAAGCGGGCGGCGACCCGCGACACCGACCGAAAAAACCGAAAGCGACGCAAUCGACCGCAACGUGAGACGAAGAGUGCACGGUCGAGAGUGGAGCCAGACGGGCAGACACUCGGCUGGGCAUUGGUCACUCGUUUACCGUUCGCGCGCCUGUUUUUUGGGAAAAACUUUUCGUGGAACUGGGUGGCAGGGAGAAACACUUGACUUGUUAUCACUUUUACGAAUUUUGUUACGGAUGUGGGCAUUGCGCAACGGUUUUUAUGGGCGGGUUUUGGCAUUUCCCACAAUUUCACGUGAACUUUCUCAAGAAUUUUUACGUGUUUUUUUUUAAAUUGACUAUUUUCGGUUUUUGCACUUUAAAAAUUGAAUAUUUAUAAUUUUUUAAAAAUUUUUACAAUUUUACUUUUUCUUACACGUUCUUUUUUUGUUUCAAAACGUAUAAUAAAAGUUUCCGAAUAAUUUUUCCACUUUUUCUUUAAUUUUGCGUGAAUUAAGUUAUUCUCCCAUCAUUAAUAUUACGCUCCUUUAGCUUCAUGUUGGACAACAUGACUGCCGACCCCGAAGUGUUGUCAGAGCCGCAACAAGCACCAUCAGAGUCAUCGUCGGCCGCUUCUUUGUCGCCUCCAAAUCAGUUUGCCUUCAGCCUUCAGUGUAACAACGAGAAGCUCAACGAAGUCAAAGUCUUCAACGACCCGAAGCCUUUCGAAUUGAAGAACGAGUCUUCUGACUCUGCUGAAGUCCCGGCUGACACUCCACUCGACGCUCCAAUUCAUGAAGUCAGAUGUGGCACGUUGAAUGCCAAGCUACACAUGCAACGCUUCACGUGUCCGGGGAUCCACAGACGUUGUAUCGAGUUCAAUGGCGUCAUGAUAACUCCACGUGAAUUCACGAUCAAAGCCGAGAAGGACAAGCAGAAGGACUGGAAAGGCUCCAUCAGGUUCGGCCGCUACAAUCUGAGGACGAUGAUGGAGACAAAAGGACUCGACUUCUACCACCACGAUACAAAUUGUAGCCUGAAGUGCCAGAGUCGCAAUUACAUCAAGAAUCGCAAGUCAGAAGCAUUGGAGAACGGAUUCUCGCUUUUGGAUUCUAUGGUUUCGAGUGCGGAAAGCCGUACCAGCUCCAACAAUGGCGAUCAUAACGAUGAAAAUGGGUAGGUUAAUGCUUUGGUAUGACUUUCAAUGUCUUCUUGAAAAUGAAAGUCGUACCUUUCUUUUGUAGUCAUAUGGUUUUUUAGAAACAAAGUAUGUAAAAAUGUUAAAGUAAAUCAAGUUUUGUACUAAAGAUGUAGGCAUUUCAGUGAUCUCCUCAGAAAACGAUCUUCUGUCCUGGACGACUAUGUUACCCAAACCAUCCAGUCCUUCAGCAAUGGAUCCCUGUCUCGGCUGAUGAAAGAAGAUGUCCCCCUAAAACAAGAAGAUAACUUCUCCUUCCCCAACACCAACUCCACCACAACUUCGGUCUCUUCCCCUCCAAACCCACAACUUCUGCAACAAGAGUUCACACAGCAACAACCAGAAGCCAACCUUCUUCUCCAUCAACUCCUAGAACAACAAAAACUCGUCCAACAACAACCACAACCUCAGCAACAACUCUUGCAAUCUUUGAUGCAAACUAUUCAGAAGUCACAGAAUCCUCAAGAUACGAAUGCAUUGUUGCAGAUGGCAGCUGUAGCGCUUCAGAUGAACAACCAGCAACAUCAGAUGCAACAACAACAACUUCAGCAAGGCAACUUCAACAUUCUGGAGCACUGUCUUCUGAAUCAGGGCAUCAACCAGCUGAACAACAAUGCCUCUGCCUUUCCGUUGCUACAACAGACCCAGCUACCGUACCUGAACGAGAACACCUUCAGUGUCUCGGCCAUCAAGAAGGUGAUGGAAGAGGAGCCACAGUUGUUCUGGUCGAGAAUGAAGGACCUGGGAUGUCUUGAUGAUAUGCUGGACUCAAUUACCGUAGCUGUUGACAGGCUCCGCUCUCUCUACAGUAAACGAGAGUCUACCAGUGGCGAGGAAGAGUUCGGUAUGUAACUGAUCUUGUUACUUUUAUUGUUUUGGUCAAAUCUUUUGGGUAAUUCUAUCAGACCUUACGUUUUUUGAUGGGGAUGGUGAGGUGCCAUUAACCUCAUUGUAACUGUGUUUCUUUCAGCAGCUCGCAGACUAUCAGGUAUGGCUAACCUCCUUGAUCUUGGGGGUGUAUUUGGCGAAAAAUUACAAGCCAAGUUCAUGCAGUCGGCUUUCGAAUCCCCGAUUAUGAGCAAAGAUAUGCAAGGUAAGCUCAAGUUUUAGUAAGCUUGACUUUUCUACAGUUCAGUAACAUAGUAACUAGACUAAUAUCAAAUAAUCUCUUUUCUAUUUUUAUUAACCUAUUAGUUUCAGUAACCCUCGCUUUACAACAGCUAGCCAAACGCCGCUCCCAGUCGUUCGAAGAGCUGAAGCCGGACUUGAAGAAGAUGCGGAUGGUCUAA
This is a messenger RNA of Bursaphelenchus okinawaensis, 3315 nucleotides long. NCBI's taxonomy places the organism in Eukaryota, Metazoa, Nematoda, Chromadorea, Rhabditida, Aphelenchoididae. The record is from the annotation of a GenBank genome assembly.